AGAAUACCAUAUUAUCUAGACAGCUCUUUAUACAUAUGAAUUGCCUUUUUAGAUGGCACAAGAGUGUCAUUUAAACCAGGACGCUUUUUCUUUAUAAUAUGUUUCAUUUCUGUUUCAUCAUCACUUUCAAAUAUUCCAUCCAGGUCACCAAUCAAGGCAAGGUUAGGCCUUUUUCUAUUUCUCUCAAACACUCUUUUCUUUUUUAUUUUAUCCAUUUUAUUUUGUUCUUUUUGUACGUGUAAAAACUUACACUUAUCGCCAUACCGACAUUUACCACGUUGAAACUUUCUGCAAAUGGGCACUUUAUUUUUAUGUUCAUCUUUUCUUUUAUCUGUUUUCUCUGUUUCAGAUAAAGCUACAUGUUUAGAAAGCACAGUUAUUUUGCUCUUCCUUUCUUCAAGAAAAGGGUUGUGAUAGAUACUUGAUGGUCGGAAAGAUUCACAAUUUUUGUCACUGUUAUUGUCAUGUUUUGCCAUUCCAUUACCAUGAUUCUCAGAACCUUCCAGCAUUGGAGGAGGUAGUUUUCCCUUUUGUAGCGGUGUCUUUGAAAGAUCCUUGUGUGACUUUUGUGUUUCUGUUUCAAGGUCAUCGGAUGAGUCACUGUCACUGUUUGAAUCACUGUCACUGUUUGAAUCACUGUCAGUGGAAUCGUAAGAAACGAUGUUCAUCUGUCCUCCAAGGGCAGCCAUUUUUGUUUUGAUAGCACAUGAAAAUGAGAAGCAUAAAAACGAGGCUGCGCAGCUUUCUUCUGCAAACAUUUUGAACCUCACUGGAAUCUGACAAGAUUUUGGUCGUCGAUCGCUGAAGUAUACUUUAAUGCUGACGAUAUUGUACUAAUCAAGGCAAUGAAUGCCUCAUCAGGAAAAGACCUUGAAGUCCUUGGGGAUUUUUUAACAUGGUGUGAUCAGCACAAGGUCAAUUUAAGUCCCAAAAUAAAAGUCACAAACAUAUCAACUAGUCAUCGCUAUGGAGUAGUUGCUAAUGAAGAUAUAAGAUGCAGUGAAACAUUGGUCGAAAUCCCAAGGAAUAUUGCUCUUACCCCAAACCAAAGCUCAAUAGCUUCACGGUUAAGGGAUUUCAAAGAGGAAAAUAUGGAAACGUUGCAGCAGACAAGUGGCUGGAUAUCCCUACUUCUUGCUUUGAUGUAUGAAAUGAAAAAAGGUGAUUCAUAUUGGGCUCCAUACCUGGCUUUAUGUCCAAGCAUCAAUGAGUUUAAUCAGCCAAUGUUUUGGAGGGAUGAAGAAAGACAAGAAGAGCUUACAGGGAUGUCACUCCUCUGGGAUGUACAGAGAGAUCUGUAUAACAUAGAAAAAGAAUAUCAGCAGUUUGCAGUUCCAUUUAUUGAAGGGAAUCAAACAAUAAUGAACAAGGAAAGCCACGAUCUUAAUCUCUACAAACAUAUGGUUGGAUUUGUAAUGUCAUACAGUUUUACUGAUUAUGAAACUGGUGAGACAUUGAUGGUUCCAGUGGCUGAUCUCUUCAAUCAUAAUACAAAUAACAAUGCACAGCUUUCGUUUGAUGAUGAGUCACUUUUGAGAAUGAUCAGCACCAAACCAAUCAAAAAGGGUGAAGAGAUAUUUAAUACCUUUGGUAAACUUGGAAAUUCUCACCUUCUGCACAUGUAUGGAUUCGUGGAAAAUCACCCCAACCCCAAUGAUACGGUGGAAAUAUCACUGACUCAAAUCGUUGAUGCUUUGGAAGCAACAGACGCCAACAAAAUGCCUGUUUUCCAAGCAAUGCUUGCCUUUAUGAGGAAGAUGGGUAUUGCAAGUGAGAAGGACCAGUUUAUUUUCGGAUUGUCUGGACUCAAGUCAGGUCCCGAUUUGUAUGCAGUUUUAAGGAUUCUUCAUAUGGACUUCAAAGAGUUCACUGGCUUAUUACAGGACCACGUGAGUUGGUAUCAAGACACAUACUUUCUUUACUUACUUGAACACGUUCAUCAGGCUACGAGCAAAGAACAGAACGGCGAGGAAGACCCAGCACAGCCCCAAAAUUGUGAUUCAGACGAAGAUAUUACCAUUGUUAAAGAAGUAAGAGUUAGUGCCAGAGAGAGUAAAGAGAAGUCAGUGGCCGAAGAAGGCCUAACGAAAGCCCAAAAUAAUGGUUCGUUUAAAUCUGGAGAGCAACAGAUGAAAAUUGAAGAAAACCAGAAAGUGGAAGGUGAAUUACAAAAUGAGGAGAGGCUCCAAUCAACUGAAAACAAAACGAAGAAGCAAAAUGCAGACAAAGUCAAAGAGAAACCGGCCGAGCCGGUUGGUCAGGUUGAUUCCAAGUCUGCCUGCAGGAAAGUGGAGGCGACAAGUGAAGCUGCGACGGAAGGGUCGAAAUCUGAGUUAAGCAAGAAGUGUUCACCGACAUCUGACGGAUCUCGAAAGUCGAAAACUCGUAAAAGAAAACCGGCGAAAUAUGUACAUGAUUCUGACGAUUCGGCAGAAGAAUUGAAUUAUAAAGCUGUUAAAAAACAAUAUCAAAAUACAAAGCCAAUAACCGAAAUUAAUAGGGUCAAUAAAAAUGACAUUAAUGCGGAUGAAAGUGUAAGCAAAACAGUAGAUAUGUCAAAAGAAGACACUGCCAACUGGAUUUUGAAGUUACCCCAUGUGGACGACGAGCACUCUGAGGAUCCUGAUGAUGGCAGCGAUUAUGGAGAGGAUAGCGAAACGCAGUUACAACUGACGUAUGAUCAAAUUAGUAGCAUCCUUCCAACAAGCUGGAAAACAACCAUGCAAAGUGUCAUUACAAGUGCGUUGGCGCAGAUGAAGCAGGACCCCGGAAAGACAAAGGCAUCCAACCUAUCAGAGCACGCCAUUUUGGCGUAUCAAGUGAGAUUAGGACAGAAAAAGAUUUUACAAAUGAUCAAAAAGUCACUGGCAACAUAGAACAAUCCUGAUGCAUACCAUCAAUAUUAAAAUUCCAGUAAACACUUGCUUCUGAAAUGGUUUCUGAAGCACGCAGGAAGUAGAUGUAGAGCUGCAGUGAUUUCCUUUUGGUAAUGUGUAGCGUUAGUCAAACGAUGCUGUAGCUUUGAGCGUGUCAGUAGUUUUCUCCAAAGGGAAAGUCUGUUAAUGGGAGUUACGCCCGACGAAAGCCUCAUUGAUGGGAGCUACCCCCAGCGAAAGGCUGGUUAAUGAAGUUACGCCCAGGAAAAUCCAUGACCAGGACUUCAUAGCCUAGUUGUGGUAGCACUUAUUGGAACGCAGAAAUUUUGCCAUAUUUACAGCAAAUAGAUAUGAUAUAACAAGAUCCAAGAAAGUCUAGUUCUUGUGACUGGAAACGGUCGUUCGUGUAGAAUUUGUCGAACGAGAUUUAGGUGUUGUGUAGAGAUAAUAGUUUAUUGAAGCUGAACGUUAUGUGGAAAUGAUCCAUGCAGAAAAUCAAGUGAAGCUACAGACAUGUCCCGAAGUAAGACAGAAGUGUCUUCAGUUGUAAGACAGAUCCCACAGACCAAGCAUUCGUGAUGAUUCACAAGAACUUUUGAGACAUGACUCAACCAAUACGACACCAGCAGGACUUGCGAAGUUUCUGAAGAGAGAAUAUUCGGAGAUCUAGCCUAUCCGUUACAUUCGUUAGCUCUUGAUCCACUUUGCCAAUAUAGGACUGCUCGUGAUCUGCGGUUAUCGUGUUGCAUAUUUUGAAAGGAGUAGCCUUUUUUUCGUCACUUUAAAUGCUUGUAAACCUCGUGGUGAAUUGUGAGUGUUAUAUAGCUCUUGAUUUAUUCAAUGGGUCGUUAUUUCGUAGAUAUUCGUUUUCAGGCAAAUACGUUUUCUUAUCUCGGUGCAUUAAACAAAAGAGUAUGUUAAAAAGGUAGUAUCCCGGUGGCAAACGGACCUCUGAAACAUGAAUCUGUAACCUAACCACCGAGAUGCUUCGUCGUAGCUUUAUAGACAGUGUGUAUCGGAUUAGAGUUUCCAUUCGUAACUGUGCCAUCCGGAUUCAAUUGUACAAUUUAGCUGGAUAACCUGACUGGCUUUUGCCGGGUUCUUCUUCCAAUACAAGCUUUUCCCCUAGUAAGACCAGGUUUCUGUCUUCAAAGAAACGAGGAAGUAAUACAUAUUUGAUCAUGCUUGUCAACAAUCCAACGGUAACGGACUUUUUAGAAAUUGGUGACCCGGUGCAGGAAUAUCCAUCCGACUUGCCGGUUAUCUUGUGCAACCCUAGUUAAUAGUCAUGGCUAUUUCGAUCCUUUUGAGAGUGGAUUUUACUUGAAUAGAUUGAUCACAAGAGAGGUAAUACGCCUUUUUAUUUAUCUGAUUAACAUGUGAAUCCGUUACCUAUGCUCACCCAACGUACCUUCGAUAUUCUUUAAAUCACUAGAGAAGGAUCAAUUUUAAUCGACAGGUACCAAAGUGACUUAAGCCAUUUGUCCGUGAACAUUGGCCGACCAAUCAGCGUUAUACCACUCGCACCUUUGUUGUUGAUUGGCCAAUAGUUGAUUAGCAGAUGGCUCAAGCCACUUUAGGAUCUGCCGAUUGCCUUUAAGGCGGCUUUAGGGUUUAGUAGUAAGGCAAAAUAAGUGAAGCGUUAAAGUGCCAAAAACUGUUCUUGUUUGCUUAAACAAUAACAAAUUGAAGCAGCUCCUUUCUCUCCUUCGUUGUGGUAUACCUACUGUUCCUGGCUGUCGAUGUUCAGUUCCGAACGCCAGCCGCAUGCAUUGGGAUGCACCGAUUUGUAGGUGAAUAAACUAAUAAAACAAGCGGAAUGAACUAGCACAAAUUUUCCCGGCAGAAUUAGAGCACUGUCUAGUGUAGCUCCGUUAUUUCUGAUUCAUUAAUUCGCCGCAUUAUGGCAGUAGAGUAAGAAAGGUACAAUACUAUUAUAUAAAAAGCAGGUAUUAGCCACGCAGUGCGAAAAUGAACCAAAAAGUCGUCCAUAGCCCUGGAUAAGAACACUAAUACGGGUGAUAUCAUGCUCAGUGAACGCACAGCGUGUAAAAUUUCUUGAAGUUCACAAUACUGAAGCUCUUAUGAAAAGGAAAACACUCACUUUGUUACAAAUUGUCGCGCUGCGCCUAGAUGUACUAUUAGCUAAGGAAUCUUCAACAAACAAAAACUCACCUCCCCCUUACGUGAAGAUCUUUAACUGCCCUCGAACAAGCCAUUUGCUCCAGCGGUAUCAUCUCUUCUAUUUUAAAAAAGGUUUCAAUCCUCAUUCCUUCUAAACUGAACAAUAGACCCACAGUACAAUACCCUUUUUAGAUAAGAUCAGUCCUUCAUGGGCGUUAUGCUUUGCAUUCCAGCACUCUCUGGAGACUUAAA
Messenger RNA from Rhopilema esculentum, 5252 nucleotides. RefSeq names its product N-lysine methyltransferase SETD6. The record is from RefSeq and is a predicted model, not a curated record. Gene Ontology annotation, cellular component: nucleus. Gene Ontology annotation, molecular function: protein-lysine N-methyltransferase activity; protein binding. Lineage: Eukaryota; Metazoa; Cnidaria; Scyphozoa; Rhizostomeae; Rhizostomatidae. Gene Ontology annotation, biological process: peptidyl-lysine monomethylation.